Messenger RNA from Mytilus trossulus (common blue mussel), 1644 nucleotides. RefSeq lists its product as uncharacterized. Gene Ontology annotation, molecular function: zinc ion binding. The transcript has a single exon. Bases 1 to 1644 code for a protein of 547 amino acids. Lineage: Eukaryota; Metazoa; Mollusca; Bivalvia; Mytilida; Mytilidae. The record is from RefSeq and is a predicted model, not a curated record.
AUGGCUCAGAUCAUGUCUGUAUGUAAUGUUUGUGAACUUUCUAAUGAAAUCAAGUGGAAAUGUAUUAAUUGUGAUUUGAUGUUGUGUACAGAAUGCAAAACAAUAACACACUCAAAGUUUAAAGGAUUUGAGCUGCAUACUAUCAUUGAAUUAAACCGUUUAGGGACAAGGGAGGCAAAAAGUGAAAUACGAAACUUAAAUCUUCGGAAAAUUAUGUGUACCUACCAUUGUGAUGAAAAAUGUUGUCUUUAUUGUAACGAUUGCAGACUGCCUAUCUGUUUAUCAUGUAUUCUUGAAAAACACAGUGGUCAUAAAGCAGUGAAGAUUGAUUUUGUUUACCGCAAACAGAAUUCUGAACUGGGAAAAUUCAGAGGUUUAGUGGAGAUGGAGCUUUCGCUUUGUGCUGAGCAACGUGGACGAAAACAACGUUUUUUAAACAGUUAUUCUACUAUAAAAGAGAACAUCCUGGAAAGGGAAAAAGCAUUAAAAGAAAUUAUAACUGCACAUGCUUCAAAUCUUAUGAAGGAACUUGAUGACAUUUAUUCAUAUGAUGACACAUCAUUUGCCAAAGAAGAAGCAAGUUUACAGAAAUAUGAAAACGAAAUAAAACAGAAAAAAGCUGAUGCAGAUGACGCAUUAGGUUCUUGUGAUGCAACUUCAGUUUUAAACACUUUGGAGCAAUUUGAUUUUAAAUUACCAGAAAAACCCUUUAAGAAAUUACCACAAGAACAAAUAGCAUGUUUCACACUAGGAGAACCAGAAAUUGAUAUCAAGUUCAACAUUAGACCAUUGAAGAAGGCUCUACGUAUGAUAGAAAUAACAGAAAUAUAUGACACAGGAAACCUAGAUAUUUCAAACUUUAAAACACUUACGAAUAGAACUUAUGUGAUGACCGAUGAAAGACAUUAUUCCUUGAAGCAGUUUAUUUUCCAAGAUUCUAAAUGUGAGUUCAGGAAAAGUAUUGAAAUGAGUGUAUUUGAUAUAACAGUCACUAACGAUGAUAUUAUACUCGCCUCAUAUGGUGAUUCAGAAGUUAUUUAUAAAAUAACCGACUCUGGAAAGGACAUUUUCAAGUCUGUUUUAUCACCUAGACAAGUUAGGGGAGUUCAUGUGGAUGAAAAUCACCAAUUGUUUGUAGGAUUUAUAAAUACGACCGGUAUACAGGAAACUGGUAUAGUAAUCUUUAAUUUAAAAAGCGACCAAGUUCAGGAAUUUUCCAUCCCGGGAGACAAUGAUUCCUUUACUAUACCCGAUAAGAUAACGACAAAUUUGAAUGGCGAUAUUUGUGUUAUUCAGAGUAAAGUGGUCACUAGUUGGAAAGGUAUAGUAAUUGUGUACGAGUUUAGCCAUCCACUUGCUCAAGUUAAGUGGAUAUAUAAAGGACAUAAUAUCAUCAAUUCUUCGUUAGAUUUUUCUCCAUGUGAUAUUGUGACUACCACCGACCUGGUAUUAACAUCAGAUAUUUUAACCAAAACAAUACACGUCCUUUCAUCGAAUGGGGACUUCCUAACAUUGAUAGGUGAAGAAGAUGGUGUAUUUUCUCCACGCAGUCUAAAUAUAAACAAAGAAGGACAAUUACUAAUAGGGAGUUUUCAAACAGAUGAUGACUGUUCUAAGAUUUAUGUCGCAAAAUUUGUAAUCUGA